UUUUAUUUAAUAAUUUUUGUUAUUUGUAAUUAAUUUAUAACUAGUCGUUAGAUAACCCAUUUUUCACACCUACGACUACAAAACUGUUAGAUUAAAAUUAAAUAUUCUGACUAUCGAAUCUUCCACAUCUUCUCUAAACAUUCUGUAAAUUUACAUUACAUUUAUCCUUUAUUUGGUUAUUUCACUAUAACUUCAUUUCAUUCACUCUAAAUCUACCAACUAACCUGUACAAUAUUAUUGUUUUACUUGUAAUCAGAGUAUAUCAGGAUUAAAAUGGCUGUUUUAAAGCGAAUAAUUCCUGAAUCUCAACUUCCUUCCUUGAAGGAUUAUACAUUUAAACCCGGAAACUUCACGUUUCUCGAUAAUUUAAUGCUCAAAUACUACUGGGAUCCAGUAGUUAAAAUCCUUCCAAAAUGGAUAUCGGCGAAUCUGUUAACCUUGUUUGGAGGAUUGUGUGUUUUUAUAAUGAAUUGUUUGGUAUUUUACUAUGUACCCAAUUUUAAAGCUAAAUCUGUUCCGAAAUGGACUUCACUAAUUAGUUCUUUUCUCGUCUUCUUUUAUACGACGUUUGAUGGAAUUGACGGUAUACAAGCUAGAAGAUUAGGCUUGGCUUCACCCCUGGGACAGCUUUUAGACCACGGAACUGAUGCAUUGGUCUGUUCCUUUUUCUGCUAUUUCACAUUCUUAGUUAAGCCUACAGGAUUCUCUCACCUUAACACAUUGAUAAACAUAUCGGCUUUGUGUAAUGCAGCAGCAGUGAAUUGGCAAGAGGAGACCUUCGGAACAUUUUCAUACACUAACAGUUUCUUCAUUUUUGGAGUUUCAGAACCACUAUUAGCUGUGGUGUUGAUAUUGAUGCUUGACUAUCUUUUCCCGAGCUUCUGGUUGUCUCCAGUUUCUAAAUUCCUGACAAAGCAUAAGUCACUCCGAUUUUUGCUCAAAAUGUUACCCAAAAAUUUGGAUUUCUUCACGUCAUUUCUAUAUUUUGCGUUAUCAAUAUCAUUUUUUACAUUCUUUGGAUUCCCAUAUGAAAUGUACAAGUUACACAAGAGUCUAAAAAAAACUCUAAAGUUAACAUUAUAUUUGUUGUUUAAUUGUGUAUUUCCAACGUUGUUGACUGAUUUUUUGCCUGCUAAAUUGCAUGUUUCCUACUCGCUUUUUGCGUCCACUUUGGGAGGAUUCGGAAUAAUUUUCAUAAUUAUCUCGAACCUGAGACGCUCAGAAAGAGUCCUGUUUUACCCAGAGUUCUAUUUCCAUUACAUGGUAGUCGUAGUAGGAUAUCUACUGGUUUUGGGAAGAGUUCUGUUUGACCUGAGACUCGACGCUUUGGUGUUCAACAGCCCAUAUUCACAGAAUUUUCUGGUCUUCUUGACACUCUUAGGCACGGUGCUUUCCCUCACAAAGGCUGUGCGUGUACUAUAUGAAAUCAAGACAUAUUUGGGUCUACCCUUCUUCACCACUAAAAGACCUGAAAAUAGGUCAAGUUAAUCUAAUGCCAGUUUA
Messenger RNA from Theileria parva strain Muguga, 1503 nucleotides. RefSeq names its product CDP-alcohol phosphatidyltransferase family protein (gene EPT1). Gene Ontology annotation, molecular function: phosphotransferase activity, for other substituted phosphate groups. The coding region runs from base 274 to 1488 and encodes 404 amino acids. Gene Ontology annotation, biological process: phospholipid biosynthetic process. The record is from RefSeq and is a predicted model, not a curated record. Gene Ontology annotation, cellular component: membrane. Lineage: Eukaryota; Apicomplexa; Aconoidasida; Piroplasmida; Theileriidae. The transcript has 7 exons.